Phlebotomus argentipes is the source of this 1267-nucleotide messenger RNA. RefSeq names its product diphosphomevalonate decarboxylase (gene Mvd). The record is from RefSeq and is a predicted model, not a curated record. NCBI's taxonomy places the organism in Eukaryota, Metazoa, Arthropoda, Insecta, Diptera, Psychodidae. Gene Ontology annotation, cellular component: cytosol. Gene Ontology annotation, molecular function: diphosphomevalonate decarboxylase activity; ATP binding. The transcript is spliced from 3 exons. The coding region runs from base 89 to 1267 and encodes 392 amino acids. Gene Ontology annotation, biological process: isopentenyl diphosphate biosynthetic process, mevalonate pathway; isoprenoid biosynthetic process.
GUCAUUGCUGUGUUCAGAUUUUUAUGAGUUUUGUAUACGUGGUGUUUGGAUGAGUAUUUAGUCCAUUUUCUCCACUUUCUUCAGUGAUAUGGCCCCAAUAAUGGCUUCCGCAACUUGUACCGCACCUGUUAACAUCGCUGUCAUCAAAUACUGGGGAAAGCGAGAUGAACAACUCCUCCUCCCCAUCAAUGACUCUAUCAGCGUAACCUUGAGUGAGAUGUAUGCAAAAACUACCAUUGUAGCGUCGCCGGAAUUCUCUAAAAAUAGAUUAUGGCUGAACGGACAGGAGCAGACCUUUGACUCACCUCGAAUCAUCAAUGUUUUGCAGCAAUUUCGGCAGGAGGUGGAGAAAUGUGGCAUCAAAGGUGAUGUUUAUUCCUGGAAUUUGCAUAUUUGCUCAGAGAACAACUUUCCCACGGCAGCCGGAUUGGCAUCCAGUGCUGCCGGCUAUGCGUGUCUCGUGUACACUCUGGCCACCUUGUAUGGGCUCCAGGACAAGAUAGAACUGUCCUCCAUAGCCAGAGUUGGCAGCGGAAGCGCCUGCAGGAGUGUUUAUGGGGGUUUUGUCCAGUGGCAAGCGGGAAAACUGCCGAAUGGCUCAGAUUCUUUGGCUGUUCAGUUAGCUCCGAGCACUCACUGGCCUGACAUGGAGAUCCUCAUCCUGGUGGUGAGUGACAACCGCAAGAAGGUCAGUUCUACCGGCGGAAUGGAGCGCUCUGUGAAGACAUCGACUCUAAUUCACCACCGGGCGAUGCAAAUCGUUCCCGAAAGGGUGGAGAAGAUGAGGAAAGCUAUCCAGGAAAGGGAUUUCGAGACCUUUGCUGAAAUCACAAUGAAGGACAGCAAUCAAUUCCACGCCGUCGCUCUUGACACAUUCCCUCCCUGUGUCUAUCUGAACGACGUCUCGCACGCCAUCAUCGAUUUGGUGCAUCGCUUCAACGCGGCGUCCGGAAAGACAAGGAUUGCCUACACUUUCGAUGCCGGUCCCAAUGCGUGCUUCUAUCUGAUGCGCCAGGACGUGCCGCAAGUGCUUAAUCUCAUCAAGAGAGCCUUUCCCAACGAUCGCGACGCCACGCCGGACUACGUCAAGGGCGUUCCGGUGGUCGAAGAGCCCGUUCCAGAAGCUCUGGCAUCGGAGAUGCGUCUGGAGAGCGUCGGACAGAAUCUCCUGAAGUACAUCAUUCACACGCGAGUGGGAGAUGGACCCCAAAUCCUGCCCAGCAGUGAAUCACUUCUGGAUGCCGCUGGCCUUCCGAAGACAGCGUAA